This is a messenger RNA of Brassicogethes aeneus, 642 nucleotides long. The record is from the annotation of a GenBank genome assembly. Lineage: Eukaryota; Metazoa; Arthropoda; Insecta; Coleoptera; Nitidulidae.
AUGGGUGGAACCAUAGAUAACACGUGGAACACGCUCAAAACAAAAACUCUGGGCGAGCCUCAUUUAUACAAUAUAUGUUCAAUUAAAGAUGGUCCUUGUUUGGCUAAAUCUGCUACUGCAACUCUGCAAAAUGUUUUAGAUGUUGGUGAACAAGAUGUAUUAAACGCUUUUAGGACUAUUAAAUCGAAUGCAGAGGGUAUGGAUAGAUUAAAUCUAAAAAUAUGGAAGUUGGUACUCCCCUAUUGCUUACCAGCUCUAACACAUAUAAUAAAUAAGUCAUUAGAAACAGGAAAAAUUCCGCAACUUUGGAAGACAGCAGCAGUGAUACCAGUUCCUAAAGUCAUAAAGCCGAGUAGCCCGUCAGAUCUGAGACCAAUAAGCAUCCUUCCUUUAGCAUCAAAAAUCCUUGAAAAAAUUGUUAUGCAACAAGUAUCGGAAUUUGCUAACAAAUAUAUCUUGCCUUCAACACAAUCUGGCCGAGCUAAUGAUUACUCCAUGAUCUCUUUACUUGUAUUGUUAGAUUACAGCAAAGCAUUUGACAUUAUAAACCAUCAACUUUUAGUCGCAAAGCUACACUAUUACAACUUCGACAACUCUGUUAUAUCCUGGUUUCUGGAGUAUUUAACUGAUAGAAAACAAUAA